CAUGUUGGUCAAAUUGAACCAAUAUUUGCAAUUUUUCAGACGAUAAUUUAGUUUUAUUGGGUUUCACCUGUGUGCUGAUUUGGUCAGUUCUGAUUUAGUUAUUAUUAAAAUUCAUGUAGGUAAAUUUAGACGACAGUUAAAACUAUUGAAAUUAGCUUAAUAACAUCCAUUUUCAAUUUUACCAAGCUAGCCUCGUGAAGUUUCUCGCGAAGCGAAUGCGUGCCGCGCAGCCGAGAUUUAAAGUGAUUGCGACUUAGUGUCAAUAACGCACACCUGUGAUAUCAGGUGGAACCCCACAGAGAAAAUUGUAAAUUAUCAAAGAAAUCAACACAAACAAACUAUUUUACCUUUUGUUGAUUAGCCGCUCCCUGCUAGCUCUCAGCCGCUGAACAACCAACCAAACUAAGCAACCAACCAAAAGCUGACUGGCUAUCAAAUUGUAACUAUCCAAAAUUGCAACUGAACGAAUGGCAAAUACAAAGCAUUUGAUGUGGGAGUGAAAUGAAUAACACUUCCUGUGAAAAAUACUCCACCCGAGUUUGACUUUCGACCUCCCGCGGAGAAACCAAUUUGGACGAAACUUCGACCCUAAUUGCAAAUUUUCUUUACAGUCUACAUUAUUGCAAAUUCGCGAAUUCUUUAUCUGAAAAAUCUCGAAAACCUGGGAUCUGCUCAGAUUACUUUAAUUUAUGUGGGCCGCUGACGCCAUUUUUCUCUGACUUGGUUAUUUAUUUUGAAUGAGUUAUUUUGAUCGGUCUGUUAUACCCUUGCUUAUAACUGCUUGGUUUUCUUUUGUUAUGGCCGACACUGGUGACUUGAGGAUGACUAACUUUGGACUGUGUGCACUGUUUAUGUGCUUCCGAUCAAUAGAUGCCCAAAUUUUUCCCGAAGUUGAACAACCCUGGUGGGACACAUUUCUACUUUCAAAACAGUACACAGAUACAUCGGUGUAUCAAAAAUCUGAACUCAAUUUGUCGAGUAAGUUACAUGUGGCCGGCUCGAUGAAUGAAAAGUUGUCAGCCUCAAACUCGGCUUCUUCGACCACAAGUACGAAGGAUGGCCUCCCGGACUAUGUGGCGAUGGAUUUUAAACACGUGUCGCUGUUAUCAUCUCGCCAGAAGUACCUGGAUAACUACAAUGGUCUGGAGAAGAUUCUGUUCGAAAGCACAAACUUGGCUCUCAGAGAGUGCAGGAGGUUGUCCAGGCACCUAUUGUGGCGGUGUCCGACUUACACAGAUACAAUCACAGGUGGAAAGAGCUUCUCGUUUGAGCUCAAAAAAUUCACCAAAGAGUUCAGUUACGUGUCAACUCUAAACAGUGCCGCUCUCAUGUACAAGAUCAGAGAAGGCUGUAUGCAGGGGGAGCUGCGCUUUUGUGACUGCCGCUACAACCCAGACAGCACAACCCGUCUCAACGAGACCCACACGCUGGACAAAGAUUGCUCCGAGAUCCACAAGAUGCCCAGAGACCUGUCACGCAAAUUCACAGACAAACCACUUCUGCCCCCAGACAGACAGUUUUUCCUGGAGACGGCAGUGGUGUUGCACAACUACCUGCUGGGUAGAAAACUGGCGGAGAAGCAGUUGAAGCUGGUGUGUCGUUGCAGUGGCACUGGAGUGAGUGGGUCCUGUGUGCACAAGGUCUGCUGGCAAUCCCUUUCCUUCCCAGAAGUGGCCAACUCCAUCCGCAAGAGAUACACCAACGCCAUCAGAGUGAAACUUGGCAAUGAGUUCUCCUCCAAAACCGAACUUCCCAAUUUGGUGCCCACCGAUGACCCAUUCGAACAAGCCAGGAAAACCCAGAUGGUAUACUCUAGCAUGGAGUCCGAGGCGGUGUGUCUGGAGUCGGGAGCCGAGUGCCCCUCGGAAACAGCCAACCACAAAGAAUGCGAAAUAUCCUGCUGCUCGGGGCAGUUUGAACUUAUCCGAAGAGAGAUUGCUGUUGAAUGCAACUGUGUGUUUCAUUGGUGCUGUCAAGUUGAAUGCCAAGUGUGUUACGACACCAAAGAACAGCCGAUUUGCAAGUGACGCUACGACUAUAAGUUCUUAUCUCAUUGGUCGGUUUCAACUUACACGAACAAGAACAAACCAAUCAUGAUGUCUGAUUGAAUGAGUGCCAAAUGAUUGUUCAAUGCUUAAUUAGAUUUUUUAUGUUUCAAUUAACUGACUGGA
Molecule: messenger RNA, 2171 nt
Organism: Symsagittifera roscoffensis
Lineage: Eukaryota; Metazoa; Xenacoelomorpha; Acoela; Convolutidae
Product: protein Wnt-2b-A-like
Exons: 5
Coding region: 738-2027 (429 amino acids)
Biological process (GO): multicellular organism development; cell fate commitment; neuron differentiation
Cellular component (GO): extracellular region
Molecular function (GO): frizzled binding; cytokine activity
Source: RefSeq, a predicted model, not a curated record